Messenger RNA from Trematosphaeria pertusa, 3018 nucleotides. Its product is annotated as SacI domain-containing protein. Gene Ontology annotation, biological process: phosphatidylinositol dephosphorylation. The transcript is spliced from 3 exons. Gene Ontology annotation, cellular component: endoplasmic reticulum. Bases 1 to 3018 code for a protein of 1005 amino acids. Gene Ontology annotation, molecular function: phosphatidylinositol-4-phosphate phosphatase activity. The record is from RefSeq and is a predicted model, not a curated record. NCBI's taxonomy places the organism in Eukaryota, Fungi, Ascomycota, Dothideomycetes, Pleosporales, Trematosphaeriaceae.
AUGCCCGGCCUAGUCCGCAAGCUCCUCAUUUUCGCCGCCGUCGACGGGCUGAUCCUCCAGCCGGCUCCGCCGCGCAAUCACCCGCCGUCCACGCAGCAAGCCAUCAAGAUCGACUACAAGGGCAAUGUCGGCCCGCUGCUCAAGGACAGGCGACAAGAAGAUACGGCACCGGUCUCCCUAGAAGUCCAUGGCAUCAUAGGGCUCCUCAAGGUCGCGACUUCGUUCUUCCUUAUAUCUAUAUGCGGCCGCGAACAGGUCGCGCAGAUCCACGGCAAGCCCAUCUACAAGAUCACCGACGUCGCCCUCAUCCCGCUCUCGUCCCAAACCGAUGCCGACAAGGCCAUUGUAUCCGCGCGGGAACACAUACAGCGGCAUAAGAAGGCACAAGAUCUGGGGGAGGAGGACGAGGAGUCGGAAAGCGAGAGCGAGGAGGAAGCACCGAGCGUGACUGACUCGCUUGAGGAAGACUCAACGGCCCCGCCAAGCGAGGUCAAGGAUCCCCUCACCGGACAGCGAGGACGCGUGGAGCGUAGGUCGAGUGUGGCCGAGGAUGUCAUACAGCGGAAGGGUCUAUAUGGACGCUUCACGGAUAAGUGGUUCUCGAAGAAGGGAUGGAAAGCCGAGAGCAGGCGCUCGCAAGGCUUGACCUCUGAGGGAGACCUUCGCAAGAAUGCUCUAAAGAAUGUCGAAUCAACUGUACCGAAAGAGGAGGAGGGCCCCUUAAGCCCAUCCAACCCGGAUGCCUUUCCGGUCCAAGAUCAAGAUGCGCCGGAAGCAGUCAGUCCUGAGGAGAUCCCAAAGGCCCUAGAGGGUCCCACAGAUACCACCACGGUGGCGCUCCUGCCCAAGAUCCUGCGGACUACGAAGAUGUAUUUUGCAUCGGGAAACUUUUUCUUCUCAUACGACUACGAUCUAUCGCGCGGCAUUGGGCAGCAGCAGUCUAAUUCCAGCCUUGCGCUUUUCAAGCAGUUUGAUCCUCUGUUCUUCUGGAAUCAGCAUAUAAUGUCACCCUUCAUAGACGCCGGUCAGCAUAGUUUCAUCCUCCCCGUAAUACAAGGCUUCGUAGGCCAGCGGUCGUUCAGCAUCAAGGUCGUCGAUAGUGGUUCAAACAGCGUUGUUAUAGACCCGGCUUCUACUCCUAGUGAUAUCCAACUACAGUCCUUGCGCGAAAACAACUCCGACACCGAUGUCAGCUCUGACACAAAUACUGAAACGCCACCUCCCGAACCGUCCAACGGCAAGGACUUCCUACUCACCCUCGUCUCACGUCGCUCGACGAAAAGAGCGGGGCUGCGCUACCUGCGGCGCGGUGUCGAUGAAGAAGGCAACGCAGCGAACAGUGUCGAGACAGAACAGAUACUUUCGUCCCCUACUUGGAACACCUCUCAGGACAAGAUCUUCUCAUUCACACAGUUCCGCGGUUCCAUACCCCUCUUCUUCUCGCAAUCGCCAUAUAGUCUUAAGCCGCAAGUGAGCACUUGGGGCUCGUCCGAUACAAAUGCCCAAGCCUUUAAGCGCCAUUUCGCGGACCUUUCCUCUAGAUAUGGCGCGAUAUACUGUGUCUCGCUUGUGGACAAGCAUGGCACUGAAGCCAAGAUUGGCGAACUAUUCGAAAGGCAUGCGAAGAUGCUCAACGAGAGGGGAGGAAUGGACGGGAAAGGGAAGGAGCUUGGCUUCGAGUGGUUCGACUUCCAUUACGUCUGCCGUGGAAUGCGAUUCGAGAACGUCUCCAAGCUUAUGGAAACCCUGGGACCCUUCCUUAAGGCGACGAGUUGGACCGAGAUCUCGGACGACCAGUCAGUGCAGAAACAGUCAGGCGUACUACGGACGAACUGCAUGGAUUGUCUGGAUCGCACAAAUGUCGUUCAGUCUGCAUGCGCCAGGACGGCGCUCGAAGCUCAACUCUCCGCGGGCAGCUUCAGCAUCGAUCUGCAGCACGAUCCCAGUACAUCCUGGUUCAACACGCUCUGGGCCGACAACGGCGACGCGAUAUCUAGGCAGUACGCAGGCACUGCCGCUCUCAAGGGCGACUUCACGCGUACAAGGAAGCGCCAAAUCACCGGCGCUCUGACUGACUUCGGACUCACGCUAACUAGAUACUACAACAACAUCGUCAACGACUACUUCGCGCAAGCCGUCAUCGAUUACCUGCUCGGCCGGGCGACGGACACCAUCUUCGCCGAGUUUGAAGCCGACAUGAAGAACUCAGACUACUUCAUUGACCUGCGGAAGGUCCGACAAGCAGCCAUCGAACGCUCCGCAGGCAUCGUGAUCGAAGACAAGGACGAAGACCUCAUCGCUGGCUGGACGCUUAGCGUACCCACCUCCGCCGACCGACUCAAGACAGCGACCUUUGAAGAAGCCGUCCUGCUGCUCACGGAAAAAGCGCUGUAUUUCUGCCGCCUAGACUGGGGCACCGAGAAAGUCCGCGAGUUUGAGCGCAUCCAGCUAGAGAAUCUGGAGAGCGUCUUCCGCGGCGCUUACAUCACUAGCACGCUCGCACAGCGCCACAUGGACGAGCAGAAGAACAUCGGUUUCGUGCUCAGAUACCGCGCUGAACCCAGCGGCGAGCUUGUACGGCGCAACACGCGCUCGCUCGACUCGGGCAUCUUGGACGCGCCAUCCACCGGCCCUGACAAGUCUAAAUCCUCAAAGUCCAACAAUAGCAACAACAACAAACCUAACCCCGGCCGCUUCCUCGCCUUCAAAGCCCUCCCCCCACGCUCCAGCAUCCCGCCCCCCUCCGAUGCCGCCGACUCCUCCACGCCUGAGACGGAAGCCGAGGUAGUGAAGAGCAUAUGCGAUGAGAUUGUCCGCGUGGCGAAUAAGACGAAGAAGGCGGAUAGGGUGAAGUGGAGUCUGCCGGGGACGGACAGGGAGGAGCGGCCGGGUGAGGACGCGCAGGAUAAGGAGUUGGCCGUCGAGGAGAAGGAUAUUAUUAGUCUGGCGGAUGCGAAGAAGAGUACGGGGUAUCUGGAGCAGUUGGGGUAUAGCUUGAAGAAGUUGGUUUGGGCGUGA